AUGUGGUGGAGAGCGUUGAGUGCUAUUUUUAACACCUUGGCGGGGAUACAGACCUUUGAUCUUGCGCCGCACCGCGAGGCCAAGACAAGACAAGCACACAUCCGGAGCUCCCCACUCGUCAGCACUCACCACCGCUCAGCACCCACACCGCACUCCACGCACACAAACACAUACACAACCCACAAUGCCGCCCAAGCGCGCCCCCGCCCCCGAGAUCAAACCCCCGUCGACUUCUCGCCCUCCCUCGUGCUCGCCGACAGCGCAACCCUCACAGGCACGCACCGCAUCCGCAUCGGCGCCAACACGGUCGUGCACCCGCGGUGCAAGCUCAACAGCACGCUCGGCCCCAUCACCAUCGGGCGCUCGUGCAUCAUCAGCGAGCGCACGCAGCUCGUUGCGCCGGACGCGCAGGGGCUCGCCAUUGGCGAUGGCGUGGUGGUGGAGGUGAAUGCGCUUGUGGAGGCGAGGGAGGUGGGCGAGGGGUCGACGGUCGAGGUGGGCGUGAGGGUGGGGAAGGGGGCGUGGGUGGGGAAGCAUUGUAAGUUGGCGCCGCUGACGAGGGUGGCGGAUGGAGAGGUGCUGGAGGACUAUACGGUGCUGUAUGGCGCGGGAGAGAGGAGGAUCGAUAAGUCGGGGCAGGAGGGCGCGCGGAGGAAGCUGCUGGAGAUGCAUGUGGAGAGCUUGAGGGUGCUGAUCCCGAGUAAUGCGUCAAAGUGGAUGUCUUAG
Messenger RNA from Morchella importuna, 726 nucleotides. RefSeq lists its product as uncharacterized. The record is from RefSeq and is a predicted model, not a curated record. The transcript is spliced from 3 exons. Gene Ontology annotation, cellular component: dynactin complex. Lineage: Eukaryota; Fungi; Ascomycota; Pezizomycetes; Pezizales; Morchellaceae. Gene Ontology annotation, biological process: mitotic spindle organization. Gene Ontology annotation, molecular function: dynein complex binding. Bases 1 to 726 code for a protein of 241 amino acids.